Cydia pomonella (codling moth) is the source of this 2192-nucleotide messenger RNA. It is a transcript of the gene Uch-L5, whose product is annotated as ubiquitin carboxyl-terminal hydrolase isozyme L5. The coding region runs from base 141 to 1109 and encodes 322 amino acids. The transcript has 7 exons. Gene Ontology annotation, biological process: ubiquitin-dependent protein catabolic process; protein deubiquitination. The record is from RefSeq and is a predicted model, not a curated record. Gene Ontology annotation, molecular function: cysteine-type deubiquitinase activity. NCBI's taxonomy places the organism in Eukaryota, Metazoa, Arthropoda, Insecta, Lepidoptera, Tortricidae. Gene Ontology annotation, cellular component: cytoplasm.
UUUGGUUUAUUUUGGUUAAUUAUCCGUGUGCUUUGAUAUAAAGACUUGUAUUAAAGAAGGAGUAAAAAGAUAUUACAUUCGUGGUCAAAGUUCCAGUCUUACAUUAUUGCUGUUUUUCGUGUUAAGCGAAGUUUGCAAUAAUGGAAUCUGCAGGAGACUGGUGUUUAAUUGAAAGUGAUCCAGGAGUUUUUACACAACUUAUAAAGAAAUUUGGAGCUAAAGGUGUACAAGUAGAAGAAUUAUGGACCAUGGAAGAAGGAAUUUUUGAAAAUCUUAGACCUGUUCAUGGACUCAUAUUUCUCUUCAAAUUCUUACAACAUGAGGAACCUGCUGGUCCUGUUGUGACAGACAACCGUCUUGAUAAAAUCUACUUUGCUAAACAGGUUAUCAAUAAUGCCUGUGCUACCCAAGCUGUAGUCAGUUUACUUCUAAACUGCACUCACCCAGAUGUGGACAUAGGCCCAGAGUUGACCAAGCUAAAGGAGUUCAGCAUGUCAUUCGACCCCCGUAUGAGAGGCCUGACUUUGAGCAAUUCGCAGACCAUACGCAUGGCACAUAACUCUAUGUCACCAUAUAUGCACUUUGAGUUCGAUCAGAAAAUGGCUUCUAAGGAUGACGACGUAUAUCACUUCAUCGGCUACAUGCCUAUCGACGGGCGGCUGUACGAGUUGGAUGGCCUGCGCGAGGGCCCCAUCGACCACGGGCCCAUCGCGCCGGAGCAAGACUGGCUCGACGUCGUCAGGCCCAUCAUCAUGAAGCGCAUCAACAUCUACACAGAAGGCGAGAUCCACUUCAAUCUAAUGGCUCUAGUAUCAGACAGAAAGAUGAUUUACGAACGUCAGCUGGAGGAACUCCUUAACGAGUCACAGAUGAUGGGCAUGCACUCGGAAGAAGUAGAGAACGAAAUACCCCGGCUCAGGAUGCUCAUAGAAUACGAGGACGUCAAGAUGGCCAAGUACCAGCAGGAGAUGGCGCGGAGGAAACACAACUACAUACCGUUUAUAGUGCAGUUGCUCAAGAUCUUGGCGGAGGAGAAAAAAUUGACUCCGCUAUUGGAGAAGGCGAAGGAGCGCGCGGCGAAAAAGGGACCGAAAAAGAUUAAGACGUAGGAAUACUGGAAUGUGCAAUGAAGCUUUAGUAUUUAAUGAAUAUUGGAGGAUGUGUGUAUCUGUACUGCUUAUAAUAAUUAUUUAAAAAAAUGUAAAUUGCGUUCAAGGUCACCACCAGUCAAAUCGCAUCUCCUAGAGUCGUUAAGUAGAGUUGAGUUGUUUUUCAAUUUCUUCUUGAUCUGUUCGGAUAUUUAUUUUUUGGAGGUCGUCUCAUUGCAAGUUUCAGAUUAAGAAGCAAGUUCAGUGGUCAUUUCUCCAUACAAACAUACUCGACUGUUUCCUCGCAUGAUUUUUGACCCUAGAGCAAUGAUUUUUCAACACAGAAUAAUAAUAUCAAUAUCUUUGUCUUACUGUUUUUUAAGCGCUUAAGCACUUCAAACGUGGCAAAAACGGCCUAAUUGACUAGGGCGUAAAGAAAAGCAUGGUAUUUUUAAACCGAUACUUUAAAAGCUAACAGCCCGACACAGAUAAUUUCACUACGAUUUAGAUUUAAAAAUUUCGUUACGAUUGGUUAAGUUUCGGAGUAGGAAACAGUGUGUGUUUUAAGAUUUUUACGCAGGAUGUUUCGCCUAAGCCGCAGUUGUCCUUAUCGCACUAAUUUUAGGGGCCGCCCCCGUCAGUGCGACGGACAUAUUAUAUUCACCUAAAAUUCUCAAAUCUGAGAAGAGGCUUAGCUGGCCUUUCCUCUUAAUAUUUUCACGGUUAUAUUGUUAUCAGAUACAUUUUGUGUCCCAUUAGCCAGGUCCACACAGAGCGAGCAUACGCGCGAGGCAAUUUCCUCACGCACAAACGGCAAGUGUAGACGUGCCUCGGCCGAAGCGGCGCAUGCGUUUCCCUCGCCCCAGCGCGCCGCCUGAUGCACAAUGCUCGCUCUGUGUGGAUUCAAGUAGGUAGAUGAUGAUUGUAUGUUUACUCCGUGUGUGGCACGAGAAUACGUAAGAGGCCGCUGCAAUCGCUGCAGACAUGAAGAAAACGUACUCGGUAUUAUCUUAUUAUUAUGAUUAAAUUUGAAAUCAGAAAAGUUGAAUAUUUGACAAACUAUCCCACUGGUUUGGGUCUUAUUAAAUGAACUUAAAUUGAUAA